AAUGGUGGCUUGGGCCAUUUUGGGGAGUUACUCCACUUUUCAUGGGUAUCUCCAUUGUAUACGGAGGUAUACAUAUUAUAAAACAUAUAUUUUUUCUUGUUAAUAUAUCUUUUUAUAACCGGGGAGGCUCAGUCAAGAGCCUAGGAAGAUAGAGGGAAAAUUAUAUUUCCUCCCCUGUACCUUAGAGGAGCAAGGAUGAGAAAAGCAAUCCAAAUAUGGUAAACGUGAAUUCUGAGCCAUCAGAAAAACUGUGUUUUAAGCUUCAAAAUUGAGGAGGUUUCCUUAAGUUCUGUACUCUCAUAAGACAAAAGUUUAUAGUGAUAUUAUAAUUAUUCUUAAUUCUAAGAGUUUGGGAUUGUAGGGGAGGAAAAAUUUUCCCUUCUGUCCUGUUAGGUUCUAUAGCUAGUUUAAGAAUUAAGUUGAGAUAGAAGAGAUGAAUAAGAAAAAACUUUAAUAACCUAUUUAUGCAAAGGAAUCUCACAAAGAUAUGAGACUCAAACGACGACCCAGACAGACCAGAUGAUUGAGACUUCCAUGCCAUCCAGAGCUCAGGAAAGAGCCAGAAGUCUGGAACAUUUGCAGUUGAGGGAGGCAAUUCCCAGAAAGGAAGUUAUACCUCAUCUGCAAGUAAUUCAUGAUUCGAGGAAACAAUUGUUCUCCUGGCUAAGAAAGCUGCUUCGCUUGGCUUUCUUUUCUCUGUUUCCAAAGGCUGGAGAGGAGUUGUCUAGUUGAGUUGUGACUGGUUGCAGGCUGUGGGAAGGGCUCUCCUUGGCAGCUGGAAUCAAAGGCCUGAAGAUUCACAGGACUUUAGCAGCGGCCAGCAAAGUGAGGACUGAGAUUUUACAGUGUAUCCACUUCUCACUGGAGCCCAAGCUCCUGAAGAAAACCCACCUCAGUCCAGUCUCUCAUUCACAGCCCAAUGGCAGUGUCGUCAGCCCUGGCAGGGCUCCAGGCUGAAGCCAACUGCCCCAUCUGUCUGGACUACCUGAGAGACCCUGUCACCACCGAAUGUGGGCACAACUUCUGUCGCUGCUGCAUCCAGCAAUCCUGGGCUGAUCUCAGCGACAGGUUCCCUUGCCCCGUCUGCCGUCACUCAUGUCGAGAGACGCACUUGAGGAGCAACACCCAGCUGGGAAGGGUGAUUGACAUUGCCAAGCUCCUCCACAUCAGCAGGAGCAAGAGGAAGAGGCGGGACGAGAGGCAUCUGUGCGAGAAGCACAACCGGGUCCUGACCCUCUUCUGUGAGGAGGACCUACAGGUGUUGUGUCCCGCGUGCGUGCGGCCCCCUGACCACCAGGGCCACUGGGUGAGGCCCGUGGAGGAGGCCGCCUCUCACCACAGACAAAGGCUCAGCAGUUACAUCGAGCCCCUGAAGAAGCAGGUGGCUGAUAUUCACAAAUUAAUAAGCAUUCAAAGCAAAAAACCCUUAGAGCUGAAAGAGAAGGUGGAAAACCAAAAGCUGGAACUACUCUCUGAAUUCGAGUGCCUGAAGCAAUUUCUGGAUCGUGAUCAAGCAGCAGUUCUGUCGAGGCUGGCCGAAGAGGAGAAGGACAUUCAGCAGAAACUGAGUGCAAACAUAACUGCAUUUUCAAACUACGUUUCCACCCUCAAAGGUCUGCUGAGUAAAGUAGUAGAGAACAGUGUGCUGUCUGAGGUAGAAUUGCUAUCACAGAUUAAACAUUUCUAUAAGAAGUCUGAGGAUGAGAUCAGCCCAACAAUUUUUUCAAUCCAGUUAAGAAGAGAAGGUUGCAGUUUUCCUCCCCAGUACUCUGCUUUGCAGAAAAUUAUUAAAAAAUUUGGAGUGGACGUGAUCCUAGACCCUGAGACGGCACACCCUAACUUGAUUGUCUCCGAGGAUAAAAAAGAUGUGAGAUUUGCAAAGAGAAAACAAAACGUUCCUUACUUUCCAAAAAGAUUUACAACCAACACAGUCGUCCUGGGUUUUCCAUAUUUUUAUUCCGGCAGGCAUUUCUGGGAGGUUGAAGUGGGAGACAAGUCUGAAUGGGCUGUUGGGAUUUGCAGAGACUCGCUUCCCACAAAGGCCAGGAGAUCUCUGUCAGCCUGGCAGGGAUGCUGGAGGCUUCAGCUGCAGGGGGAUCGAUAUAAUGCGGUGGGAGCUGUUCCAACACUGCUACUGUUAGACGUGAAACCCAGAGGCAUUGGCAUUUUCUUGGACUAUGAGCUGGGUGAGAUCUCAUUUUAUAACAUAACUGAGAAAUCUCACAUCUAUACUUUCACUGACACUUUUACUAGACCGCUUAGGCCUUAUUUCUAUGUAGGACCCGAUUCAAAGCCUCUCAGAAUCUGUACAGGAACAGAUUGUGAAUGAAAACUCCCUGGACCAUCGUAAUAGUUGUUUUGUUUUAAAGAAUGGAAGGUGGGGGCGCUCGGGUAGCUCAGUUGGUUAAGCGUCUGACUUCUGCUCAGGACAUGAUCUCACGGUUUGUGGGUUUGAGCCCUGUGUUGGGCCCUGUGCUGACAGCUCGGAGCCUGGAGCUGGUUUUAAUUUUUUUUUUUAACGUUUAUUUAUUUUUGAGACAGAGAGAGGCAGAGCAUGAACGGGGGAGGGUCAGAGAGAGGGAGACACAGAAUCCGAAACAGGCUCCAGGCUCUGAGCUGUCAGCACAGAGCCCGACGCAGGGCUCGAACUCACGGACCAUAAGAUCAUGACCUGAGCUGAAGUCGGACGCUCAACCAACUGAGCCACCCAGGCGCCCCUGGAGCUGGUUU
Acinonyx jubatus (cheetah) is the source of this 2730-nucleotide messenger RNA. Its product is annotated as tripartite motif-containing protein 75-like. NCBI's taxonomy places the organism in Eukaryota, Metazoa, Chordata, Mammalia, Carnivora, Felidae. The record is from RefSeq and is a predicted model, not a curated record. The transcript is spliced from 2 exons. Gene Ontology annotation, molecular function: protein binding; zinc ion binding. Bases 920 to 2329 code for a protein of 469 amino acids.